AUGAUUGCGUACGCCAACUACUCCCAACAUUGGCCGGAAUUUCACACUACAAAUGAAGUCAAUAUGAUCGAUGUCGAACAUAUCCUACGCGAUACCUACGCUGAGAUCGAGUAUUUCGCUCAAUUCGCAAUGUCUCUACAGCCAUUUGCUCAGCUUCCAAAGGAUCAAAAGUGGCUUCUAUUCCGGAACUUCUGGCCGGGUUUCUUCGAAUUGGAUCGCUGUUUUCGCACAUGUAAAGUACUUGGUUAUGACAUAAAUGAUGAGCGAACAGUGUGUACAGACGGAACAAUUAUGAACCCUCGAGGUGAUGUUCUCAGGCUUGAUACCGUAUCCGAUCUCAACGAGGAGCAAGUGAAGAGGUUACUGAAGCCUUCUCAGGAUCUUUUUCGCGAACUAGUUACGUACCCAUUCAAGCGAUUGAUGCCAAAUGAAUUUGAACUAUUGUACAUGGUUAUUAGCUGUAUGUUCAAUGUAAAAAGUAAGUUAUCCAUAAAUCUUUUGUGCUUUAACGUUCAUUAUUUGAUUGUUUGCACUAUUUCGGGGUCUUUUGAAGAAACCCGAAAUCGCAAGUGUUCGGUCGUGUAA
Messenger RNA from Cooperia oncophora, 585 nucleotides. The record is from the annotation of a GenBank genome assembly. NCBI's taxonomy places the organism in Eukaryota, Metazoa, Nematoda, Chromadorea, Rhabditida, Trichostrongylidae.